This is a messenger RNA of Darwinula stevensoni, 372 nucleotides long. Lineage: Eukaryota; Metazoa; Arthropoda; Ostracoda; Podocopida; Darwinulidae. The record is from the annotation of a GenBank genome assembly.
AUGGGUACGACUACAACUCAACCAGCUGAUGUAUCUGCAACUACAACUGUCAUGCCUGAGGUUGCAGUUGAACCGUCUAAGCCAGAGCCAGUUGCGGAACAAAAGCCUGCUGUUACAGUACCAAUUGAAACGCCAGUGGAAGAACCUGGUAGCCCAACGAUUCAGCCUGAUUUGAGUCAAUCUAGCACGUCGAGUGCGCUUGAAUCUUCAGGUGCAGAAUCACCAGACGUGGAAAUCAAGCUUGAUUUAGUUGCAGUUUAUAUGGAUAUGGAUGAUAAAGUAGGCGCUAGAGAGUUGCUUGAAGAGGUCAUAAAAGAGGGUGGACCCGCACAAAAACAACGUGCUCAGAAACUCUUGGAUGGCCUUGCCUGA